Epinephelus lanceolatus (giant grouper) is the source of this 2686-nucleotide messenger RNA. It is a transcript of the gene wnt9b, whose product is annotated as wingless-type MMTV integration site family, member 9B. The record is from RefSeq and is a predicted model, not a curated record. Gene Ontology annotation, biological process: canonical Wnt signaling pathway; neuron differentiation; cell fate commitment. Gene Ontology annotation, cellular component: extracellular region. Lineage: Eukaryota; Metazoa; Chordata; Actinopteri; Perciformes; Serranidae. Gene Ontology annotation, molecular function: cytokine activity; frizzled binding.
ACCGGAUUGAAAGUCUGUGUGCAUGUGGGGCCGCUUAAAGAUGUGCGCCGACCAGACGGCACAGACUUUCUCCGUUGAAGAAUCAGCGAGAUGAAGAGCAGCGCCAACCCGGCACCAUGCGCUCCAGGCUCCCAAGGACCGCCUGCCUAUUGCGACUCAUUGCACUCUGCAUCCUUCUCUCGCACACUGCAGCUUAUUUUGGGCUGACAGGUCGGGAACCCUUGGUGUUUUUACCAGGUUCGUUUUCCAAUGAAUCUCCGACAGGCAAGGCCCACCUGAAGCAGUGCGAGCAGAUGACUUUGACCAGGCGGCAGAAGAGGCUGUGUCGCAGGGAGCCUGGUCUGGCCGAGACGCUGCGGGAGUCGGUGCGCCUCAGUCUGCUGGAGUGUCGCUAUCAGUUCAGGAAUGAGCGCUGGAACUGCAGUCUGGACGGCCGGGGAAGCCUCCUGAAGAGAGCAUUCAAGGAGACUGCCUUCCUACUAGCAGUGUCCUCUGCGGCGCUGACCCAUGCACUCGCCAAAGCAUGCAGCUCAGGUCGAAUGGAGAGGUGCACGUGUGACGACUCCCCCGGCAUCCAGCAUAGGGAAGCGUGGCAGUGGGGGAUCUGCGGAGACAACCUGAAAUAUAGCACCAAGUUUCUCAAGAAGUUCCUCGGCCAGAAGAAGGUCAGCAAGGACCUAAGGGCUCAAGUUGACGCCCACAACAUCGACGUUGGAAUUCGGGCAGUGAAGAGCGGCCUGAAAACAACCUGCAAGUGUCACGGCGUAUCCGGCUCGUGUGCCGUACGGACUUGCUGGAAGCAGCUGUCUCCUUUCCAUGACACCGGACGGCUGCUGAAGUACAGGUACGACACUGCAGUGCGAGUGCUGAGUGUCACCAACACAGCCACUGGGGAGACGGAGCUCGCUGGGCCCCGUCGCCAUAGCCAGAGCCUUCGCACUACUGACCUGGUCUACCUGGAAGAUUCCCCCAGCUUCUGCAGACCCUCCCGCUACUCCCCGGGCACAGGCGGCCGGUCAUGUGCCAAAGACACAAGUUGCCAAAGUCUGUGUUGUGGACGUGGUUAUAACACGGCCAUGCACCUCACCAGCCUGUCGUGCCACUGCCAGGUACGCUGGUGCUGCCACGUGGAGUGUCAGACAUGUGUGAGAGAAGAGGAGGUGUAUACCUGCAAAAAUGCAUAACAAAUGAUAAGAUGUAUGCAAAGACUUGCAAAAGAAUGAUCCAUUGGAAAAAAAGCGUGAACUGAACUAUAAGCUCCUGUAGACAUUUUACAAAGCGAUCUCACACCACAGCAUGUCUUUGCAGAUCUCCAUUCUGACCUGCAUGUUAUUUGGGGAGGAAUACACACUUGUAACUUUGUAAUAUUGCUGGUUAUUUGCUAAUCAUGACCAAUUUGAUACACAGCAGCUUACUGUAGGUGAGGAUGUUUUCAAACUGCUCUGCUUUUCUCUUGCUGGAUGCACUGAAAGCCUCUGGGGCAGAGGGAAAUGAGUUCUUAAUACAGGUACUGGACUGGACUGGACAUUACCAGCAGUACAACAUCAAACCCCUUCUGCAGCAGAGCUCCAACAAUGACUUUGUUGUACUGUAAAUGCAUUGGCCCCUUCCACUUGACUAUUUAUUGUAUCAGCCGUUGUGUCUGUUGUACUGCUGCUUUAUACUUAAACUUUCUUGUCAUUGCCACUAAGGCUAAAAUGGCCUUUCAAGGAAUCCAGCUGUCUGUCUUUCUGUCUGCUGUUUCUGUCUGCUAGGAGUUUGUUUAUGAAUAUAAAGCACUUAACUUACUCUUGCUACAUAUGAUACAAAAAAUAAUCAUAGAUGUUUGAAAAAAAAAGUUUAAAUAUAUGUUUAAACAGAAUCACUGGAAGCUUUGAGGCAUGCCACUGAUAUACAUUGUAACAUGUAUUAACAGGGUUAUUGUGUAAAGAAACAAGCCGGGUUUCAGUUGCUCUUAUGGAAAUGUCUAUGGAAAUCUCGACAUGUAGCCUAAUGUGUGCUCAACAGAACAAAGGGAAAUACCUGGGGUAAUAGCGAGGGAAACACCAAACACUGUCUUUGUAAAAACAAAAGAAUGAAAAACGUUUAAUUCCUAAACAUACCAGCCCUCCUCCUGUAUUUUUUCUAUUUAUAGAAGCACAUACUAUGCUGUACUUUCAAGUUUAAAAUUGCCUGACUGAACCAUUUGGCCUUCAAGGUCUAAUUUAGCCACAUCUUUGUUCUGAAUGCCUUUGAAGUAGGCUAAUCAUGCUCCUUAUUUUCCCAAAUUACUAAUCAAAGAAAAUUCCCAUGUUUACUCACUUAUCCUUGCAUCCAAGACAACUCUUGAGUGUCCAUGUGUGCAGGUCAAAAGUGCAUGUUGAACCCCAAAGGUUCAUUUUAUUGGCCAGUUUAUGUUUUGUUUGAGUGAUUCUGAACUGUAUAUAUGAUAUGAAUAUAACUCAUGUCAGGGCUCCAGGCAUAUGACAAUGUAGAAUCGUAAUUUUUCUACCUCACUUCAUCUUUUUGGCAAAUAUCAGUAAGAUUUAUGAGCUAUGCAGAGUUAUGUUCUGUCCUUUGCAUUUGUUUUUAAAGAUCAUAUUUUAGAUUUUUGUACAGUUCUUUUGAAUUUUGGUAAUACAUAUCUCCAGAUUUGAAAUGUUUUUUUUUCUAAUCUUGUUGCAUUACAUUCUUAUUUAAAACAAAU